AUGCCUUUAAUUCCUUCUCCCAUCGAAGUCUCGGGCUUGCCUCAGAUGCCGGUUCACGCCUUAUCGCCUAUCCAUUCUCCGCACCCGUCUUCACCUGACCCGAACCACGAGGAACCUGCGGACCUCUCAAGAUCUGCUAGCUAUACCUACCUGACCACACUGUCCAAGGAUGGUCCAGCUCAGAUCAAACGAACCUUUUCCGAGAACGUCCUAUCCAUGCACAAUCGAACGGAAAAGGUCAGUGAUGGUGUUCAGAAUGCAAACAAGGAGCUCUUCCGUCGCGCCUCCAAAAAGGCAAAGAAACGCAUGUCCUUGAGUCAGGCAAAAUUCUCACUGGCACACGACGAUGAUGACACAAAGACCAACGGCGAUUCACACGAAUACCGCCUGUCUCGCUCCAUGACCGGCACCUUCCGGAGUCUCGCCAGGAAGUCAUGGAUGGGCUCUCGAUCCUCCUCUCCGGUCGAUGACGAUAAGAAGUUGGACCGGAAGCAGAGCUGGUCGCCUGCGAAGAAAGCCGGCCGUCUCGCCGCCGACCGAAUCGCUGUUCCACAGAGGGCUGUUUCACGGUCGCCCUCCGCCGACUCAAGAGAUGACGAGCGGGAGCCUCGCACAGCACGCCCGCCAGUACUCGACACCAAGUCUGCUAAGGCUCCACGGAAAAGCGACAUCAGCCCUCCAAAACGCCCUUCUGCCAGAUCGUCCAUAUCGUCCUUCCGGAGUCUGGCCUCGAGUGACAAGCAGAAGCGUAACUCAAGCAGACCGCCCAUGCCGCCCUCGCUCUCUUCGGAUCAGCUCUCCGCACUCGAAAAGAGUAACAAGAGAGACCCUCUUUGGCACGCAUUUCGCCAGAUCGAAGGAGAACUGAGCUCGUUCCAGGGCAAGACCAGUAUGCAGAAAAGCAAAGUGCUACGUGCCGUCCUUUUGCCAUUUCUGCAGGACAAUCAACAGCAUCCGGCCUCGCUGGUGUUGCGGCCCGAAGAUCUCGACAGGCGGGUCACUAUCCUCAACAAAUGGUGGUGCGUACUGUUGGAAAUUUUGGCUGGACAUCACAACCAGAUACUGUCCGGCUCUGACCGGCCAGCCUUUCUGGAAGCAGCUGCACAGAUAAUGAUGAGGCCUGAAUGGCGCAUUCCUGGCUUUCCGACGUCGGAAAUCGAGACUCAAGCGGCGACACAGCGUUCAAACGGCUCUACAACCUCCACCGAGUCCGAACAACUGCUUGAGACCAUCUAUCAGAACAUUCGCAGCAUCUUCGUGCAAAAUCUUCUCGCACAACUCGGCUACGUGAUCGACAAACUGUGCAUGCGAAGCGCACCAGCCAGUCUGGUCAAUUUCAGUGGCAGAACCUGUGCUUACGCCUUUUUCUUUUGCCCAGGAGUAGCCGAGAUGCUCAUUCGGUUGUGGCGUUUGACACCAGGCAUUCUUCGCCGCAUCUUUGUCGAAGCUGGCAUUGAGCGCGGCGAGAAACUCGAGACGGCCUCGAAAGAGCUAGCUGCGUGUUUACCUGCGCCAAUGCAGGAUCUGGUUUUUACUACACAGGCUUCACUUGCUCGAAUGAUGCAGCUUCGUCGACAUGUCCCCGUUGGUACUGAGCACUUCAAAUGGCAUGGACCGUGGCUCGGUAGAUGGUCUGGUCGUGACAGCGAUCUAUUCUUCAACUUCACCAAGUUCUAUCAUCUGCUGCUGUCCGACUAUAUUCCCGAGCAUGUUUCAGCGAGAGAUCGAGUAUGCACACCUGGUCUGGCGCCCGUCCUCGCGCAAGUCCUCACCGUACUCGAAACGACCAUCUACCGACAAGCUGGCCAGUCUGCUGUCGAUAAUUAUGCUUCAGGGACUGCUGCUGGUAUGGACGUAGCUGAUUCAAUGGCGCCCCUACCGAUGACCAUUGCCAACGCCACUCGACAAAUGAACGAGAAUCGACUAGUCAUGCUUUUGCGAGACAUGCUUGGCGAUCCUCAGUUUGGCAAUGGCCAGGUUCGCCGCUUGUUUGUGAGCGGCUACGGCGAUGUUGUCAAAGCUGCAGCAAGAAAGGUCUCACUCUAUAACAACGAUGCUUGCUUCGUGCUCUGCGACUUCUUGGAGGAGAUGUUCCCUCUUCUUGCACGACACCAUCAGGAAAGUCUAAUCGACUGGCCUUUCUGGUUGCAAGUCUGCAAGCAGAUGAUGCAUAGCCAGAACACCUUAACACAGAUACGCCUCAUUGCAUUUGUGUACAGCAUGUGGAACAUACUAAUUACUAAUGACGAACGAAAACAGGAGUUGAUUUUGGAUUGGCUGUUGGAUAGGAGCGUUUUUGAUACCCUUUUCUGUCACUGGUCGCCGAUGGUGCGGCAUUAUUUUUUCCGCCUACUCUGUUGGAGAGUUGCGCGAAUAGACCAUGAGCCAUCUGAGAUCGACCAGCAAAGAUUGCGAUUGCUUUCUUCGCACCUCAAUCGUGUCUGGGCAUAUUAUCAGUACCUGAGUGCCGAGGCCGACAUGCGAGAUCUAGUCCAGCCAUCGACUGUCCCAUGCUCACCAGCACCGAGCCGCGUCCUACUUAUCAUCCGUACCGAUACUGCCGGUCAGGGCAUCAACGGCUCCGCCUUCUCGAACUUCGACAAAUUCCUUGCGCAAGGCCUCAGCACUCAAAGCAAUAGUCCGUACCAGAAGAGCUCAUCGGCCCUGACGAACUCCGUACCAAGCCCAGAUACGACGCUGCAGAAUGGAGUCAAGAAGAGAUGGAGUAUGCUGAAGAACAUUCUACCAUUUGGCACGCCUGGCAACGACCGACCAGGCGAAGUAACGCCACCUUCUACACCAGACGAUCGACGGUCGCUGCAUGACGUUUCACGACCACCGACACCGCCGCAUCAGGCGUUUUCGUUCAAGUUCUCCCUGGAGUGGGCCGACAAGCGUCAGCAAGCCACCUACAACCAGCAGCAUCGGAAGCUUGUGGCGCCAUCGCUUCCUAUCAGUGCCGAAGAGGUAUUCAGGACCAGCAUUUCGAGCACGCAUGAAACGACCCCGUCGAAGAGAAAGUCCGACGUCCAGCCGCGCAAGCCUUCCGGCUCAUCAGCCGAAACAGCACGCUAUGCUGGGCGAGCGCUGGCGGAGUGGUCACAGGUCAUAACAGAGUACCGCAACUUUCUGGUGAGACGACGACAGGAAGGUGUGCCGAAGUUCGCAUUGGUCGAGACGCCGACUUUGGGCGUUGAGACUUUUCGCAUGAUGGGUUGA
Molecule: messenger RNA, 3219 nt
Organism: Cyphellophora attinorum
Lineage: Eukaryota; Fungi; Ascomycota; Eurotiomycetes; Chaetothyriales; Cyphellophoraceae
Exons: 1
Coding region: 1-3219 (1072 amino acids)
Source: RefSeq, a predicted model, not a curated record